Messenger RNA from Eurytemora carolleeae, 2351 nucleotides. RefSeq lists its product as uncharacterized. The transcript has 8 exons. The record is from RefSeq and is a predicted model, not a curated record. Bases 1103 to 2314 code for a protein of 403 amino acids. NCBI's taxonomy places the organism in Eukaryota, Metazoa, Arthropoda, Copepoda, Calanoida, Temoridae.
UUAUAGUUUUUUUUAACAAUUGUAUUGUUGAAAAUAAUUAAAAUUGUUAACCAAUAAUUAUGAAUUUUAAACAAUACUUUUAGUUAUUAAACAAUAAUCAUUGUCCAUCAGCCUCUAGAGAAUUCAGGAAGCAUUGAAUACAUGUUCUUAAGAGAUUCUUUAAUAGUUAAUGAAUACUACUGCCUGAACUGAGUUCUAGAAAGUUCAGAAACUAAAAUAGAUACUAAGUGGCCUUUAAGAUAAAUAAACCAAGUAGACGUUGAUUGUUCAAUUAAAGAGGUUGUUAAGAACUAAAUUUACCAGAGGUAGAAUCUCUUGUUUGAGAUGGCUAAAAUCUUUAACAUACAAUAUCCAAAGCAGACAUUUCAAUUGAACUGUAUUUUCCCAAUAAUUCAGGCCAAAAGUAAAUUGUAAGGCUUCUGAUUUGUUGAUGUUUUUGAGCAGAUUAAACUCUCUUUGGAUUAAUCCUGAAACCAUCUGAAAGAAAUUAACUUAAUCUGUUGGACUACAAAAAUAUGCAAAAGUGCUUUCUCUAGGGAUUAUAAAACAAAAAUUCUGACCUCCAGUUUUAAAGGAAAUGACUUAGAUAAUCUAAUUUGAAAAGUUCACUUUAAAAAGUCAUGCAAUAAAGCAAUAUCCAAUAGAUUUCUCUGUAUACCCUUUUGUGUAAACUUAUAGUAAUCAGUGUAGUAAGCUACAUCCAUCAACCCUGAAUAGGUAGAUUUAAAUAUUAUUCUUGAACAUUACCCAGGGCCCUGAACUAACCUGGGCAUGAUGCAUUCGGUUUCUUCUGUUUGAAUUUAACCACAUUUUGAUCCAGAAUUUAACAAUAUGUAAAUCUAUUCAUUUUAAACGAAUACGCUAACCUAUAAAUAUUAAAGAAAAAUGGUGAAAACUGCAGUUAUUUUCUUAAAUCAAAUUGUGAUCGAAAGUUACACCCAUGCUGGGAAUUAACUGUUACAAAUAAAUUUGCAUGACAUUCCUUGUACAUUCAAUUCAUAAGCACUUCAUCAAUUAUCAUAGGCAUUCACAAAUGGAUAAUUUACGAAUAAUUUUAUAAAUAAAAAAAUUUAUAAACUAAAAUUUUAAAUAUUUGGUUUAUAUGUCUAGAUGGCCAAUGGCAAUGACUCAUAUUAACCAAUGUGAAUGUGACUUCAGUCUUCAAUUCUGUUUCACUAUAACUGUUAAGUACUGUUCUGAACCUGAAGAGGUUCGCUGGCCUGCAGAUCCCAUAACGAUGAAUGUGAAAGUAUUUCCUGAGGAGAACACUAACUUUGGCCGGAAGCUUGGGAAGCUGGAGGGUGGGAACCUGGUUUGUAAAUAUCUUAAGUUUCUGAUCUAUAUCCUGCUAGUGCCGGUCAGCAUUGACAACCAGACAUCAUUCAACUUCAGGUUUAUUUCUGUGAGGGUAUUGUUUAGUCUUGUUGUAUGGAGUUUGCUUGGAAUAGGAGCCUACUAUCCGUUCUACUACCAUAUAUUCACCUCCGGUAUCCCAGUGGAUGAUAUAAUUGCUGAAACUGUGUGGAGAUCAUGUAAAGCUGCCCUUGUUCUAUUCCUUCCACUGUCUCUAGGAUAUCUUCUGAAAAAUAUCCAAACCCUUGAUAAGAAAAAGGAGUUGCGUAUUUCAUGCUAUACAGAGAUAACACUACUGAUAUCUCUUAGUGUAGCAAACAGGGUACUGAGCAUAGCGAACUAUUUUGCUUACCCAGAGACCUGGACCUUUUAUAUAUGGCUAACAUCAGUUCUAGCGGAUACUGUCAAUGACUUUGUGGUUUUGAAUUCAGUAUUUGUUGUGAACAUUAUUGGUGAGGACUUUAUCAACUCGGUUAAAGACUUGAAGAAUAUUAGUGCAGUACGUCUGACUAUCCUAUCUGAAGAAACCAUUGAAGCCUAUAACAACCUCAAGAUCGGCAUGGGCCCUGUUCUUUUUAUUUUCUUCUCAAUGAUAACUUUCCUGCUUAUGACUGUCAUUCAUGAUGCCAUUCAUAUACUUGGACAUGAUGGCAAGUUUAUUCUGGGCUCUGCAGAUUUGUUAAUCACUGCUUCUCUAUUUAUCAUACUCUUAAAUAUUUCUGACUUAGCUGAGAACUGCUAUGAGGCUCUAAUGCAAAUAAAUUCAUACCACAGAUCUGCGUUUAUGGCUUGUUCCCUUGACCUCAAGUUUAAGCACUUGCUAGUUAUGCACAACAUUGAUAGCAAGACAAGACUAACAGCUUUGGGAUUCUUUCCAGCUGAUCGAACUUCAGUGCUAGGUGCUGUAGGCACUGCUGCAACAUUCUUACUCAUUAUUCUUCAAGCCAGUGUAUUUGAAUAAUUAAAAUAAUAAUAAAAAAAAUAUUUUAGUGUUUAAA